Molecule: messenger RNA, 834 nt
Organism: Leptonychotes weddellii (Weddell seal)
Lineage: Eukaryota; Metazoa; Chordata; Mammalia; Carnivora; Phocidae
Source: RefSeq, a predicted model, not a curated record
AUGUGCUCAUUAAUAUUUCCUUCUGACUCAGCUCCUAGCCUGAAAGAGGAGGAGGAGACCUAUAAGGUUGGGAGUCUGGCUGACGGCCCCUCCUCAGACACUGUGGAUAGUGCCAGCCCUUUGGAACCCAGCCAGGAUAAGAGCAUCCCCUUGAUCUGGGGCGCUGUGCUCCUGCUGAGCCUGCUGGUGGUGGCAGUGGUGCUGUUUGCUGUGAUGGCCAAGAGGAAAGGAAACAGGCUUGGUGUCCGCGGCCAACCUCAGAGCAGUGGCGUUCCAGGCAUGGCCGCCUCCUCAGUGGCCCACCAUAUCAGUGACUCUGGACUGGGACUUGAUUUGCCAUCGGACAUUCCAUAUGCUAGGCUCGACUCACCACCUUCCUUUGACAAUACCACCUAUAGCAUACCUCUUGAUCCCCCAUCAGAGAAAUCCCCACCCCCAGCCCAAUCCUCAUCGCCCCCUCUGCCUCCUAAGGUCCUAAUGUGCUCCAAGCCUGUGACAUAUGCCACAGUCAUCAUCCCUGGAAGGGACAAGGUUGGAGGGGCCUCCUGUGAGCCAGCCCAGGAUCCACCGAAUGGCCAAAUGCCACCCAGCUAAGCUGUCCAUCAUACCGUACACUCACGGAGACUAUCCCCAGAACUCUGUGCAUCCAGCCAGCCAGCCCAUGCCCUAGACCCUUACAAUAUCAGAGCAGCUAGGGACCUUAGGUUCUAAUCUAACAUCUUGACUUUUCUGACCUGGAAAGUGAGACUUAAAUGUGACUGAGGUGUCUUGGGAGUCCCCCAUGCUUGUUCCUCUGCCAUUUUACUACUGAGCUAAAUAAACUCUGAAUGGUAA